Molecule: messenger RNA, 264 nt
Organism: Suillus subalutaceus
Lineage: Eukaryota; Fungi; Basidiomycota; Agaricomycetes; Boletales; Suillaceae
Exons: 1
Coding region: 1-264 (87 amino acids)
Source: RefSeq, a predicted model, not a curated record
AUGUACGUCGUUUCCAUUCUCUUGACAUGUUGUCAAUUGACUAGGCUAGGUGACCCUAGCGUUAGACAUAUCUGCGCAGCAUGGCAGCUGGCUUCUGUAGGAAUUGUGAAUAUUCGUCGCGAUGACGAUGACAACUUUUACUGCUACGGCCUGUCACUCCUUAACAGAAUCGAGAGAAAAGACAACGACAUGAAAAUGAUCGUCCUUAACAUGUUCUUCCACUGUGAGCUCAGUGCACGGACUACCCCCAAAGAGCACUCAUAA